AUCAGCUAACUUGGUGUGCUUUCUUCGUGGUAUCACGACCUCAAGUUUUAUGGCCUCGAACACCGCCUCAGCGACAAAAAUAAGCGAAAGUUCAGUUCAAGAGGCACAAGAAAAAGAGAAAGUCAGGCAUUGUUUCGCUGAGCCAUGGGAGGACAGUGAUGUGAUCCUUGUUGUGGAAAAUGAGCAGUUUCAUGUCCAUCGUCUGAUAUUAAGCAUGAGCUCACCAGUGUUCAAGGCCAUGUUCAAAUCUCAGUUUAAGGAGGCAGCUGCUAAUGAGAUUCCGCUACCUGGAAAGAAACCCAAUGAGGUGUUGGACUUCCUGAUAAAAAUGUAUGGACCCCACCACUCCAAAACAGAACUGCAAAUCACAAUGGAGAAUGUGGAACAUCUUCUGCUCUUAAGUGAUGAGUACCAAGUAACAGAACAGAUUUUCAAACCGUGUGUUAAGUUCCUUGAUGAGGAACCAAAAACAAAGGAAAACGUCAUGAAGAUUCUAGCGCUCGCCGAGUUGUACAAUUUAGAGAAAGUACGCCAAGACUGCGAUGAUCUGCUUAAGGGUUUGAGCCUCGAAACUCUUUCUGAUACCGUUCAGUUUCAAAAUAUUGACAAGGAUAAACUGCAGUAUUUCUUAACGCAAAGAAUUGAAUUGUUAGAAGGAUUACUAAAAGAGGUAUAUCCACAAUUCAUUGGCUUGGCGGAAUGUUGUAUGUGGUUGUGGGAUGAAGAAAAAAAAGACAUGCCAGAUUUGUGCCCCACUCAUUAUAGUAAUGGAAAACCGACUACUAAUCUUGUUGAUCGUUUCAAGGAAUGUGAUGAAUGCCGAUUUGUGCUAGAAAAAAUUGCAAGAUAUACUGCCCCACAAAGACGGAGGGGCAGGUAUUUGGAAUUUUCUGGUACUUACGCUACUUAUUAUGCUAGUAGGCAUCGCUUUGACGACGAUGUGUCAGAUAUUAUUAACAAGUUCUCUCAGAUAAUGACUCAAUUAAAAUGAAAAAUUGAGAAAGUCUUAAAGUGGUUGUUGAGAAUCCCGGCAGAGGCAAUGAAAAAAUAGAAAUAUAUAGAGCUGAAAUAAUAUCUCAUCGGACUUAGCAUUUCCACCAUACAUCAUUAAGGGUUUUAGUGCAUGCUUUAAAAUGAACUGAAUUUGUCAUAGGUCUGUUAUAGCUUACGUAGGUCUCAUAUCUUACAUGUCGAUUUUUGAAGAAACUAAUGGAUCCUAAGAGUUUGAAUUUUACAUAUUUUACACAUUAUUUACUCAUCGAACGCCGAUUAUCGAUAACUGAAUAAAAGCGGUUAUUGUUAAUGUGCAGCUUCUUGAUCCUUGGAGCCUGUAUUUUACAUGAC
Molecule: messenger RNA, 1344 nt
Organism: Pocillopora verrucosa
Lineage: Eukaryota; Metazoa; Cnidaria; Anthozoa; Scleractinia; Pocilloporidae
Source: RefSeq, a predicted model, not a curated record